UGUGUGCAUUCAAUGAAUGCCAUUCAUCGGACGACAAUCUCUGUUGUGUGUUUUGGUUUUUUCGGUUCGUGAGACUGAUCCUGGCACUGUGUUGUGCCGUGUGCAUGGACAUUUUUCGACCAUUUACCUUUGGCACACGUCCGAAUCGAAAGUCAAUCACAUCUUAAACUUUGGUUUCAUUUAAUGACUGCAAAAUAAGAAAACGAACCAAAAUAUAAAUAGAAAAUAUAAUCGCUUCUAUAGUGCCGUAUUUAAUGUCAUGCAAUAAAAAAAAACACUAGUAAAAACAACAGCUGAACAUUUGAGUGAAUUCAUGUAUUGUGUGCUUCGGGAAUUUGAACCAAUUUUUCCGAGAAAAAAAAACGAAUUCAAUUUUGUGCAAAAGUGCGUCAAUUUAGCAGAGAAUGAGUAAAACAAUUACCAAAUAUUAGAUACACAAGAGAAAUCAAUUCAUUUUUCAGUGGAUUUAUUAAAUUAGACUGAGAGAAGAUUGUGAAAGUUUGCGGUGGCGAGAAAGAGAGAAACAAAAAAACACUUUGUGAAAUAUGUGUGAUGUGUAAUUUUGUGAAUGUGUCUCAUUUAUUUUAUUUUUAUGACAAUUUAUAGCCAAAUGCUAAAAAUAUAACGUAUAACCUAAGCACUUAUCGGCUCACGCGCGAAAAUAAAUGAGUUGCACGGUUUGGUUUGACCGAACAAGAGGAGCGCGAACGAUUUUGGCGCGUAUUAUGAAAUGUGAUGUAUCAUUUUUCCACAUACACAGACUGUGACUCGGUCGAGAUUCGUUUUCACGCUCUCGUUCAAUCCGUUUGAAGAAGAAAUCAACACAAUAUUGUCGUUAUUAAUAUGAUGUUUGGUCUUUAGUUUCGGUUUUGACAGCUCAAUCGUAGGAAAAGCGUAACAAUUCGCGUGAGUUUGAUAUAAAUAUUUCACCGAAUCACAUUUAUUCCGAUUAACUGGUUGGAACAUGUUCUCCCCCAUUCAACUCAUCAAAUAAUUAAUUCAAACGAGUGUUUAUUUAUCGAAAAUAACAUUUAUAUGCAUACAAGUGUCGUGCCACCGUCCAAAUUUAUCGGUCAUAACUUUUAUCUGACUGCAUGUGUUGUUUGAGGAGAAAGAGAGAGAAAAAUAAUAUAUUUUUCGGAAUUCCUGUGUCAUUUCGAAUCGACCAACGUAUGAGUCCACUUAACCAAAGAGCAAAUAAAUCAUCAUCAUAAUUAUGUCACACAACAUCAGUUUGUGUUAAUUUUAAUGAACCAUUUUCAUCGUUGGACUUCAAUGGUUUCGAUUGUCAAUGCUCAUUGAAUUUUCAAAAAAAAAAAAAAAAUUUAAUAAAAUUAAACAAAACUGAAAUCGAAAAGCAACGAUAACAACGCCAACCGCUGAAGAAUUGACACGUAAAAUAUAGUGUGCUGUAGAUGACAUUCGUUAUUGGCAAUUUCAUGGGAAUAAAAUACAAGGGUUAUUAAAUUUUGUACGUGUGCGGCCUGCAAUCAUCAUCAACGAAGCGCACACACACACCAGAUAAUCAAAAACAAUAUUGAAUAGUCGAAGUAGAAGUAACACGCUCCAAAUAACUGUUUGGAACUAAGCAUCAAAAUUGGCCGCCAACAGCUAUAGAGUACACAACCAGAGACUCUAGGAUUCACCAGCUAGAACAAUAACAUCGUUCCACCCUCAACACCGGCACAUCACCGAGAACCCGAGCUGCAAAUCAAAAGAGCGAAACAAGAACUAGAAGAAAAAAAUGCUAGCCAAUUUAUUUGAUCAAAUAUUUGGUCGUUCUAAAUGUGGAAAGCGUGAAAUAAUUACAACAACAAUUAUUGAGCCCGAAUCGAUUAACAUCAAUGAUGAUGAUCCACCGGCGAACGAUUCAACCGCUUGCUGCUUUUUACCAUCGUUUUCAUUGUCCGACACCGAUGAAAGCGAGCCCACCACAUUGAAAUCGAAUUAUCAAUUGCAACCACAACACAAACAAUUGACGACAACGACGACGGCCGACCAACGUUCGUUGUCGUCACAACAGCAGCAUCAUCAAUACAUUGACAAUACACAGCAAUGCCGUCAACAACAACAACAUCAUUGUCGGCCCGACCAUCUAAAUAAUCAAAAUCGCAUUAGAAAUAAUCAAAAUAAAUUAAAUGAAAUAUCAAUUUUUAGCGUUUAUUUGUUAUUUGCCACGUUAUUUGUGUGCAUUUGCACGAUAGCCGUGUUAUUGUUUACUUACAUCAAUCGAGCCAAUGAUAUAGUUCAGCUACGUGAUAGCCUAACGUCGGAAUUUAUCGCGCGUUCCGAUAUCGAUGAAAUCAUUCAAAAUGUGCUGAGAGAGGUGAAGAACAAUGACCGCAACGAUGACGAUGGUAGCAGUAGCAGUGGAACAAACAGCUUUUAUGAUGAUUCGAAUGAAAAUAUCGGCGACAGCAGCAGCAGUAGUAAUCGUCGCAGUCAAAAUAAUAACAACCACAACAUAGAGAACGCAGACGGAUUUGAACUCAGCACGGGCAGCCAAACGCCGUAUUAUGACAACAGCAAUGAUGAUGAUGAUGAUGAUGGUGACGAUGACGCCGCCGAUGACAGCAACAAAAAACAAAACAAAUAUCAACAACAGCCACAAAAAUCGGAACGAAAACCAUCACCAAUGCUGAACACAAUGCGAGAACGACGUGCUGCAAAUAUUUUAAAAGAAAACUAUGUAACUGAUGCACAAAACAAUGUUCAAGGGCCGUUUGUCGAGUUUUUCAAUCCGAAAAUGCGACGCGAACUGGAGAAAAAAGAUGAGGAAAUCAAAAAAACAACGGGCAAAGGUAAUGCACCAGGAGGCGAUGAAUGGGCCUAUUUAACCAGCUCUUCACGCGUACCGUAUGAAGUGAUAUCGGGAUUUUGUAGCGCAACAAAGGAAUACUGCCCACCUGGACCACCUGGCUCACCUGGGCAUCAUGGGGCAAAAGGUUAUCGAGGUGAUAUUGGAAUGCCGGGGCCGCCAGGAAGAGAGGGCCCAAUUGGACCAAGAGGACCUAAAGGAAUGCCAGGAUCGCCAGGUUUGGAUGGUCGUGAUGGUAUUCCAGGCGAGCCUGGCUUAGACGGAGUACCAGGACGAGCUGGCGCCGAUGGAAUUCCUGGCAAAGACGGUCGAGAUGGAACACCAGGUGCGAAUGGGAAAAAUGGCAUCGAUGGAAAAGACGGUAAGGAUGGUCCACAAGGUCCACAGGGUCCGCCCGGAUUGCCUGGCGAACGCGGUUUAACUGGACCAAGAGGACGCAGUGGACGACCCGGCCAAAAUGGAAUUCCUGGCCAACCUGGCAUAGUUGCAUAUAAAUACGGAUUGGAUGCGGGCAAAUUGCACAUUCCACCGUCGGAGGUGGGAAAACUACUGAUUCCACCAUCGAUUGCAGGCGGUCCAAACAAGCCGAUUGUUGUGGUCGAGGAUCAAUUCCUUCGAAUGCGUUGUGCUGCCGGUGGUCAGCCGCGGCCAGAAGUCGUUUGGUAUCGAUUGGAUGGAAGGCCCAUCACCGAUGGAGCCUGGCAAGUGUCUUCAAUACGUGAUCACACAAUCAAUAUAACGCAUGUGAAUCGUGUUCAUAACGGUAUCUAUGUUUGUGUGGCGAAUAAUGGCAUUCCGCCCGCUGCAAAUGCAACAUUUCAAAUCGAAGUUCACUUUCCGCCAUUGAUUCGUGUGAGAAACCAAUAUUUGUAUGCGUUCGAAGGAGGAUCCGUGUCAUUGGAGUGUGAGACGGAAGCAUUUCCGGAGCCGUUAAAGUUUUGGAAACGUCGUUCAGAUAAUCGAAUCAUCGACCAAAACGAUAAAUAUCGCAUGGAAACCUACACCGACGGCUACAAAUCGUUGAUGCGUUUGAACAUAACAAAUGUUCGACCUGAAGACUUUGGUGAAUACGAAUGCGUUAGCAAAAAUGAUAUAAACACCACAGCAGCAACAUUUUUCGUUUAUGAUGGAGCACGUCAUCCAACGCGUACAUAUUCGGAUAUUGCAGUGUUUGGUACACUACCACCAAAGCCCAUAUCAUACAGUGAAUUUUGUCCACCGCCAAAUUGUCCAGCACCAAAUUGUGAUGAACAUCGAUGCAACAAUGCUUACAUCCAUGAUGUUGACAUUCGACAAUUGCAUUUUAAAGGCAUUCGAUUUCCGGGCAUUACAAAUCGAACAUUCGAUUGUGUGCUGUAUGCUGUCGGAAAACCAGUUUAUCAUAAAUCAACAGAUGUAACGUAUGGAUCAUGGCUAAAAGAUUCUCAUCCACGCACAAAAGAAUUCAGCGAAAAAAUAUGGACCACAUAUGAAACGGAUCGUAGCAUCAUUUAUGAAUUUGCCGACAAAACAAGUUUCCGAAAUAAUCAAGCGAAUGAGCUGCGCCUAAAGUCGCCCGGAUUCCAAGGCAACGCACACGUGGUCUAUAAUGGUUCAUUUUACUAUCAUCAGAAAGACAGCCCGACCAUCAUUCGAUACGAUUUGGAGAAGCGCGAAACAAUUUGUAAUGUAACAUUGCCCGAAUUUCAAUGGACUGGCGAUCACUAUCUCUACACAACCAAAUGUAACUAUGUGGAUUUGAAUGCCGAUGAAAAUGGACUUUGGGCAAUUUACUCAACACCAAAAUCGACUAACACAUACGUGGUUAAGCUUGAUGCAAUCACUUUGGAAAUUCAGUACGGUUGGAAUAUUAGCAUAAAUCAUAAUAAAGUGGGUGAAAUGUUCAUCGUUUGCGGUGUGCUGUAUGCCAUCGACUCAGUUACCGAACGAAAUACGAAAAUCCUUUUGGCACUGGAUUUGUAUCGCGGCUACAUUUUGAAUGAUAUCAACUUAUCGUUUACCAAUCCAUUCAAAAAUACCACCAUGGCUUUAUAUAAUCCAGAAACCAAGGAACUUUUCACAUGGGAUCAUGGCAAUCAACUCACCUAUCCAAUACGUUACAAUGACAUGACCAAAUAUGCAUCGGCAAGCGAACGCAAUGAAGAGGCAUACAAUGCACACAUCCAAACUGGUUACGAUAACAAUGAAUAGAGAUUAAUUUUAUUUGGUGUUUGUAUGAUUUGUUUGUGUGUCUUUUCGUAAUUUUCGGCAUUUGUCUGUCAUGCUCUCCUUCUCUGUUUUUAUACUGUACCACAAAAACCCUCCUGCAAACUGUAACUUAUCAUAUUCUCACAUUUUGUCGGAACAUUUGCACCCAACUUUUCGGAAAAGAAAAAAAGAAAAAUCAAAAUAAUUGCGUUUUCAAUUCGAUUCAAUUUUCUUACUUUACUUGGACAUUUUUAAAGUCGAUAAAAGAAUGAAUGAUAUUGAAUCGCUACCCGAAUCGAUCAACACUUCAAUACACAAUCCAGAAAGCAUACACAAUUUUUUAUGUACAUAAAAAAAGGAAAAAAAGAGAGAAAAGAAAAUCGUAGAUAAGUAAGAAGAACGUUGUAAAUGCUAUAUACUUCAAUGACGAUGUGAAUUUAUUGACAUAGAAAUAAAAAAAAAAUUGAAUGUAUCACAAUAAAAA
Molecule: messenger RNA, 5489 nt
Organism: Sitodiplosis mosellana (orange wheat blossom midge)
Lineage: Eukaryota; Metazoa; Arthropoda; Insecta; Diptera; Cecidomyiidae
Exons: 26
Coding region: 1745-5008 (1087 amino acids)
Biological process (GO): signal transduction
Source: RefSeq, a predicted model, not a curated record